UAUCAAUUAUGGCUGAUAUAAACGGAAGCAUGAGUGCUAACAAAUUCGAUCUGCCAGUAGAUUCGGAGCACAAAGCGAAAACCCUAAAAAUAUUGUCGUUCAAGCAGCCCCACAUGAGAUCCUUCCACUUAGCCUGGAUCUCCUUCUUCACCUGCUUCAUCUCCACCUUCGCCGCCGCCCCGCUCGUCCCGAUCAUCCGCGACAACCUCAACCUCACCCGCUCCGACAUCGGAAACGCCGGCGUGGCCUCCGUCUCCGGCAGCAUCGCCUCCCGACUCAUCAUGGGCGUCAUCUGCGACCUCAUCGCCCCCCGCUACGGCUGCGCCUUCCUCAACCUCCUCACCGCCCCCGUCGUCUUCUCCGUCGCCUUCAUCUCCUCCGCCCAGGGUUACAUUGCUGUCAGAUUCAUGAUCGGAUUCUCCCUCGCCACCUUCGUCUCCUGCCAGUACUGGACCAGCGUCAUGUUCACCAGCUCCAUCAUCGGAACUGUCAACGGCGUCGCCGGCGGGUGGGGUGACAUGGGCGGCGGCGUCACCCAGCUCUUGAUGCCGUUUCUCUUCCACAUGAUCACCACCUACGGCGGUGCCACCCCUUUCACCGCCUGGAGGAUCGCCUUCUUCAUACCUGGUUGGCUGCAUAUUAUUAUCGGAGUUAUGGUGUUGGCUCUCGGCCAAGAUUUUCCAGAUGGCAACCUCGGAGCCCUCCAGAAGAGUGGUGACGUGGCAAAGGACAAGUUCUCUAAGGUGUUGAAGCAUGCUGUCACGAACUAUAGAACAUGGGUUUUCUUCCUACUGUACGGAUUCUCCAUGGGAGUUGAGCUCUGCAUAAACAACGUUAUCGCUGAAUAUUUCUACGACAGGUUCAACCUGAAGCUACACACCGCCGGAAUCAUCGCCGCCACCUUCGGCAUGGCCAACUUCGCCGCCCGCCCACUCGGCGGCUACGCAUCCGACGUGGCAUCCCGGAAAUUCGGAAUGAGGGGCCGACUUUGGGUACUCUGGAUAGUCCAAACCCUAGGAGGAGUCUUCUGCAUCUGGCUCGGCCGAGCCAACUCACUCUCUGUAGCGAUCGCCUCCAUGAUUCUCUUCUCCAUAGGGGCCCAGGCCGCCUGUGGGGCCACCUACGGAAUCAUCCCUUUCGUUUCUAGAAGGUCUUUGGGUCUGAUAUCCGGACUCACCGGAGCCGGUGGAAACUUCGGCGGCGGAUUGACCCAGCUCAUAUUCUUCUCCACCACCAGAUUCUCGACGGCGAGUGGGCUCACUUAUAUGGGUGCCAUGGCCGUUGCGUGUACUAUUCCGGUGGCGGUUGUUCACUUCCCGCAGUGGGGGAGCAUGUUUCUGCCGCCGUCGAAGAAGGGCGGCGGUUGCACGGAGGAGAGUUACUACUCGUCGGAGUGGAAUGAGGAAGAGAGGAUGAAGGGUUUGCACCACGGCAGCGUUAAGUUUGCCGAGAACAGCAGAUCGGAGCGUGGGAGCAGACAUGAGAUUGCCGCCGCCGUCACUCCGCCGGGGUAUAACUCAACCCCGGCCCAUGUUGUUUAAUUAAUUAGUAUAAAAAUAUAUAUUUUGUAUUGUACUGAAUUAAAUAUUGAGCCUUGUAUUAAUUAUUAUUAUAGUGUAUAUGCAUAAAGAAUAACUAUUAUAUAUAGUUUUAUGAAUAAUUAAUGUGUAUCUUUUUCUACU
Erythranthe guttata (spotted monkey flower) is the source of this 1682-nucleotide messenger RNA. RefSeq names its product high affinity nitrate transporter 2.4. Gene Ontology annotation, biological process: transmembrane transport. Gene Ontology annotation, molecular function: nitrate transmembrane transporter activity. The record is from RefSeq and is a predicted model, not a curated record. Lineage: Eukaryota; Viridiplantae; Streptophyta; Magnoliopsida; Lamiales; Phrymaceae.